Stomoxys calcitrans (stable fly) is the source of this 1650-nucleotide messenger RNA. Its product is annotated as probable cytochrome P450 4ac1. The transcript has 8 exons. The coding region runs from base 80 to 1606 and encodes 508 amino acids. NCBI's taxonomy places the organism in Eukaryota, Metazoa, Arthropoda, Insecta, Diptera, Muscidae. The record is from RefSeq and is a predicted model, not a curated record. Gene Ontology annotation, molecular function: monooxygenase activity; oxidoreductase activity, acting on paired donors, with incorporation or reduction of molecular oxygen; heme binding.
AACAAGCAGCACUUAGUUUGAGAAAUUUGAUAUCUAGUCUAAAAUUUAACCUACACUCGUACAGUAAUAUUUCGUGGCUAUGUGGCUUGCUGUUCUAGCUUUUGUUGUGGCUCUAGCACUUCUGCUUUACAAACUAAAUGACACCUAUUAUGUGUUGUGCAUUUGUAAACGCGUCAAAACUGAAGAUGGCAGCCCUUUGGGGAAUAAAGUCUAUGAAUUACCCGGUACAACGAUAUUUGGCAAUACAUUUGAUUUUAAAGAUUUAACUCCAGCUGGCCUCUUCAAAUUUGUGCGAGACUGUAACAACCGUUCCCAAGGCAAAUCCGUACUCUCAUACUAUCCGGUCACCCCAUUGUACAGUAUAGUGAAGGCCGAUGAUGCGGUUGAGUUUUUUCAAAGUACCGAGCUCUUACAAAAACCGAUUUUUUACCAAUUGUUACAAGACUUCUUGGGCGAUGGUCUGCUUUUAAGUUCAGAUAGAAAAUGGAUGCACCGACGUAAAAUGCUAACGCCUGCCUACCAUUUCAAUAUUUUGCGAGAAUUCACUACCACUUUUAAAGAAGAAAGCAUAAGAUUGGUAAAGAGAUUGGAUAGCAUGCCCACGGAUGUAGUUGAAGUUCAUGAAAUUAGCAAGGAGUUUGCUUUAAACAGCAUUAUUGAAACCGCAUUGGGAGUAAAAUUGGAUGACAUCACUGGCAGUGCUGAAUAUCGCCAAACAAUCAAUCAAAUUGAAGAUAUUUUUCUCGAACGUAUCUUUAAUAUGCUUUUUUAUUUCAAUGGUUUAUUUCGCUUAUUCGGAAAAUACGAAAAAUACAAGCGUCAUUUAAACAUUGUACAUGAAUUUAGCAAUAACAUUAUCCAAAAGAAGAAAGAAGAAUAUCGCCAGAAGCAAAAGGGUGCUACAGAGGAUGUUGAUGAAUUUGGCAAAAAGAACCGUUAUGCCAUGUUGGAUACCUUGCUGGCCGAAGAGGCCAAAGGCAAUAUUGAUCAUCAAGGCAUUUGCGAUGAGGUCAACACAUUUAUGUUCGAAGGUUUUGAUACAACCUCAACUUGUCUGACAUUUACCAUUAUGAAUUUGGCCCUGCAUCCUGAGGCCCAAGCGAAAUGUCGGGAGGAAAUAUCAAAUUUAGGUGAAUUUACUUCGCUGACAGUAAUGGACUUCAACAAAUUGAUGUACUUGGAAUGUGUGCUCAAAGAGACUUUGCGUUUAUAUCCCUCAGUGCCAUUUAUUUCUCGCAAAUGUUCGACCGAAACUCGUAUCAAUGGUCUAAUACUACCCGCAAACUCACAAAUAGAUGUGCAUAUUUUCGACAUCAAUCGGGAUCCCAAACAUUUCCCAGAUCCUUCUGCCUUUAAGCCGGAGAGAUAUUUUCCAGAAAAUACAGUAAAAAGACAUCCAUUUGCUUCUGUAGCUUUUAGCGCCGGUGCAAGAAAUUGUAUAGGACAAAAGUUUGCUUUACUGGAAAUGAAAGUUGUUAUGGUUUCCCUAUUGCUGAACUAUGAAAUAUUGCCCAUCACCAAGGUGGAAGAUUUAAAUUUGGAAUAUGGCAUCAUUUUGAGAACAUCCGAAAAAAUCCAUGUUAAACUUCGGAAGAUAGCAAAAUAAAUAAAAUCUAAACUAAGAGGGUGUGUCUGGUUGGCCACCUCACC